This is a messenger RNA of Mesoplodon densirostris (Blainville's beaked whale), 1337 nucleotides long. Its product is annotated as RBPJ-interacting and tubulin-associated protein 1-like. Gene Ontology annotation, biological process: Notch signaling pathway; nuclear export; negative regulation of Notch signaling pathway. The record is from RefSeq and is a predicted model, not a curated record. The transcript has a single exon. Gene Ontology annotation, cellular component: nucleus; cytoplasm. Gene Ontology annotation, molecular function: tubulin binding. Bases 433 to 1209 code for a protein of 258 amino acids. Lineage: Eukaryota; Metazoa; Chordata; Mammalia; Artiodactyla; Ziphiidae.
CCCGCGCGGUGCCCCGGGCGGGGGCCGGGGGCGGCCUGAGCUGCCAGGGGUCACGUGCUCCCGGGAUUCAGAGCUGCAGAUCUCGGAUGUACCGCGCGCUACAGGUGCCCAAGCGUCCCCGCAAAGGAGUCCAGGCCUGGGGGGAGGGGGCGCUGUGGGUUGCCGCCCGACAUCAGCCAGCCAAGAUGCUCAGCUUUAUAGGUGGGACUUACACUUGUGACGUCAUCUUUUGAAGCCUCAGUUUUGUCAUCUGUAGAAUGGACAUAAUGGAUGCUACCCCACAGGACUGCUGAGAAGAUUAAAUGAGACAAUGCUUGUAGAGCUCUUUGCAGGAGGGAGACCUGGAGGCAGGGACUGACAGGCAGAGCACACCUGCUGUCACCCAAGACCGUGAGCAGCGUGAAGACCCCGGUGGAGCUGGCCGUCAGUGGGAUGCAGACCCUCCACGUUCAGCACCGCUGCCGGGGCAGCUGCCGGGUCAAGGUUAGGCCGUCAUACGUGGAUGAGACUUUGUUUGGCAGUCCUGCAGGCACCCAGCCCACACCACCAGUCUUUGACCCACCGUGGAUGGGGAAGGCCAACAGAACCAGAGGAGUGGGUACAGGGGCGUCACAGACCUCAGGGGCCAACGGGAGCUGUGAGACUACCUCCUCCAGGGACAAGACCCUGACCCUCGCACCAAGGAAGAAGAACAAAUACAGACUGGUUGGCCACACUCCAUCUUACUGCGAUGAGUCGCUCUUUGGCUCCCGACCUGAGGGCGCCGGCUGGGAGGCCUCAUGGAUGACGAAGGGGGAUGCUGCAAAGCUCCAUGCCCUCUUCUGGACACCCCCAGCUACCCCUAGGGGCAGCCACUCACCCCACCCCAGGGAGACUCCAGUGCGAGCCAUUCACCCAGCUGGUCCCUCGAAGACAGAGCGCAGGGUGGUGGCAGACUCCCGGAGGUUGUCCGUGGAUGGGUUAGACUCUCCACGCCCUCCGAGGUGGGAGCGUUCUUAUUCCCUCACCCACCUUAAUGUCCCCAGCACAAGUCACCCACCCACCAGUACCCCCUGCACAAACGGGCCUCAAGAUCCCAGACCUUCCCCGUCAGGAGUGACCUUCCGGAGGCCCCUGGUGACUCCCAGGGCUCAUUCAGUCAGUGUUUCAGUGCCAGUUACCCCCCGACGAGGCGGAGCCACCCAGAAACCAAAGCCACCUUGGAAAUGAAUUUCUUGGUGCUUUCUGCAGGUUUGCCCAUGGGGUCACAGCAAAGGGCAGAGUUUCAGAGGAUGGCACUGGUGGGCGGGCCUUUGGGGAGACCACCAGGCAUUGGCAAAGCACUCCUGGGGGCAGAG